Molecule: messenger RNA, 2189 nt
Organism: Aplysia californica (California sea hare)
Lineage: Eukaryota; Metazoa; Mollusca; Gastropoda; Aplysiida; Aplysiidae
Exons: 4
Coding region: 96-821 (241 amino acids)
Source: RefSeq, a predicted model, not a curated record
GUUGUAAACUUCCGUUGACAUAAAUCUCAUCAUCAAUGUCGGCCAAGGCUUGCCCAAGCUGAAGUAACACAGUAACAGUUGCAACAGAAGAGAACAUGACAUCGGCACCGACAGUGAAUGAUUGUAGGUGUUCCUCCCACCUAAAACAUCCAAGAAUCUAUUGCUCAACAAAAACUGGUUGCCCCCCUCGUCCUGUGUGUCCAGGGGGAUGUUUUCCUGGACAAUGCAAGAAUGGACAGUGUCCUUUCCGGAUGCAUGAGCAAAUUUUAUAUGGCAGACCUGAAUUAGAAAAGGAAGCUGAAUACAAUCGAAAAUGCUUGGAGGAGGCCAGAAAGGAAAUGAAAAGGAAAGAGCGACAGGAAUUUAUAGCACAAGAACAAAGACUUGUUGGAAUGAGAGAUCCGACUAGGAGUGAUACUUCAGAUGGGGCUGAGAGAAGAAAACGUGGCAAAAACAAUGGACAGUUGGAAAGUCGUUACCCUAUUUUGAAUUUGACCCCAGGAGGGUCCAAGACCAUGAGGACCCCAGCAAGGCCGUUGUGUAUGCUGGAAGUUCCCCCCUUUACUCCACCGGUCGACGACUACACCGAGCUUUCCCGCUUCCUGCGCAUCUCCACCAUGCCGGGGUACAGCAACAGUGAUACUGUCAGCGAAUACAAGGAUAACCACAAUAUGGCUGUCUGGGACAACCAGAAGGACUUGGAAAAGCAAAUGUUCAAGAUGAAGCGAGACUGGCUUAGUAACUGGGGCGAGUUUAACGUGAAAGAGCAACGCUGGAGGAAAGCUUGGGUGGAAAAAUUCGGAGCAGACACCAAGUCUUAAGAAUCCAGGCAGACUGGUUUCCGUCAAGAUUUCUGUGAUGCUUUACACAUCAACGAAGAGGAGACAUCUCAGCCUGUAGAGUUACAUCAGCUUUGGUCGCUAUAGAGGCUAUUUUGUGUUGGAACAGGAAUCUUAAACAAGACCGGACUUCUCACCAGCUUAAAAAAAAAUUGGCUCAGAAAUGAAUGUACAAUCUUUAUUAGUAGUAAAUUUUGCACAAUAGUAAUACCACUGCACCAUUACUAUUGAAAGUUGCAAUAUUUUUAAUGAAUAAAAGCAUUUACAUUUUUAUAACAGUAUUACAUAUUACUAAAUAAACGCUGCAAUGAUCAGAAUGAUUGUUAGUGAAAUAAUUUUUGUUGUAUUUAUUUUAUCCAAGAGAAAGAGAAUAAAGCACAUUAGCAGUACACAGUUCACUCCCUGCUUGUCUAACGGCAUAUAUCAUUUAAAUCUGCUAGGUUUUUUGCUAGUCACAUAAUAAUUAUAUAUGUUAUUUGUAUUAGUUUUUUACUUUCACCUAAUUUUUGGAAAACAAGCACUGAUACGCCAAUUCUUCUCUCACAUAGUCAUUGGAAUAACAAAACUGCAUUAGAAUUAAUUUGUUCGUACUAUAAAAUAAUUGUCUUUUUCUUUACUAUGCCUUCAGAGUGGGUCUCUGUUUUGUUGAAGAAAACUCUAGAAUCUGAAAUGAUUUCAUUUUGUUUACCCUUUCUUGUCAUUGCAUUUAAUUAUUCUUUUUCUUUCUGUAAGAGGAUAAGAAUUACUCUGAAGUGAAAGUUUAAGGAGUCUGAGAAUAAUUAAUACCUGGAAAAUGGUGUUCAGGACAAAGAUUUUUUUAUAUAAAUCUAGGUGUCUCCUCUCUUGGGUUGGGUUCUAUUCUAUUCUUUCUAGAUGUGUGCCAUGUAAUGUAAUGAAUAUUUUGUGGGUUGUGGGCAUUUUCUUUGAGUGGUUUUAUUCUUGCUUGAGUUUUGCAGUGUAUAAUAUAGCAGGAUACCUGAAUUCUUCAGUAAACAAAAGCCGUCUUGAUGGAAGUUUGACAUUUGAUAAUUGCACAAAACUGUAUAAGCAAAGAGUCCAGAAUCUGAAAUUUGAUUAGAUGCUUGGAGAAUAAGAAUUUUGUGUAUUUUUUCCUUGCUUCCAUCCAGUUCCUUUGCUUUUGAAAAUGUGUUUCCUCAAUCAUGAUAUAAUAAUUUCAUUUUGAAUCUUGCAAUCAAAUAAUAUUGCGGAAAACAAGGAUUGGUGGUGAUAUAAGGGGUUGUGGAUGGGUGGAGGAGUGGCACACACAAAAAGUUUUCUGUCGUCUAAAAAAUAUAAGAUGUCAAGUGUCAUCUCACGGAAACUGCAUUAUCAUAACAAAAUAAAAUAAAA